Molecule: messenger RNA, 1247 nt
Organism: Suillus discolor
Lineage: Eukaryota; Fungi; Basidiomycota; Agaricomycetes; Boletales; Suillaceae
Exons: 13
Coding region: 188-1129 (313 amino acids)
Source: RefSeq, a predicted model, not a curated record
GACUGGGACUUUUCUGGUAUCCACGUGGUGUCAUGCGUUGUAACUCAAAUUCUACUUUGAUUAUCGACGGCUUCCUCUUUUGCUUGAUUUGACAAUAGAAGCGCUGAACAAUGGUACAUCUAGCACGAACACUAGGUCGUUAUACACUACCAAACAUUCCUCACUCGCGCAUACCCAUCCCUCAAACAUGACAUUCGUCUCAAAUGAUUCCAGUUGGUGGCCAACAAUCAAUUCAAAUUUCUUAUUCAGCUAUUGGAUGGCUGUUGCCAGCGUUGUGGUAGUAUACGAUUGGGUCUUAACACUCGGACAAGAGAUUGAACUCAUCUGGAAACAGCGCUGGUCUCUCAUGACUAUGCUGUAUUUGGUUAUACGCUAUAUUGGAAUUCCGUAUUAUGUGGCCAAUUUUCUGGGAACUAUACCAUUGGUCCCGCUGACAGAUGCAGUAAGCAAUAUUAUGUACUACGCACUGAAUUGGACAAAUAUGGUCGUAGCUGCCAUGUUGGGCGUCAUCAUGGUUGCUCGCUUAUAUGCCAUGUUUCAGGGAUCUAGAACGAUGCUCAUCUUCCUUGUCAUUAUGUUUCUGGCUGUUAACAUUACCUGCGGAGUGAUCUCGGUAAUAGACUUCAAGUAUGUUGCAGAAGAGGAGUUCAUACUCUCUGGCACGUAUAUGUGCGAUUAUGUAUCCGAAGGGAACAACCAGCUUCUGAACUCAAUGAUUUGGAUGCUUAACACUGUUUGGGAGGUCCUCGCGCUGUCCCUUUCGGUCUGGGUUGGUAUGAAACACUUCCGUGACCUGCGACUCGGCCCAUCGACAGGAUCGACCAUUGGCGACUGUUUCAGAGUGCUGAUACAAUCUCACGUUCUCUAUUUUGCAAGCUUUGCUGGCGUCUCUUGCCUCCAGCUUGCUGCCUCUCCAGCAAUCUCGGAUUCGGAUUCAAUUGGAGCUCUGAUACUCGAUGGUGCUCUUGUGAUUUUAUCGGACGUGCAGAUGUUUGUGCUGGGACCACGCCUCAUCCUUAGCGUUCGACAAUAUCACGCCAAACUCGUGGCAUACUCCGACACAGAAACUAGCAUGAAUUCGAUUGUUUUCCAGGAGCAUGUACAUGUAACGACUAGCAGUACUGUGUAGGGAAAUGCGUGCCGAGUGGUCUGCAGGGAGGAGAAAUUUUGUGCAGGAUCCGUCUCGGUAUUCAUUUAACAUGUACCUGAGGGUUUCAAAAUAUAUUUGAGAGGUCUAGGCAAAGCUA